Monascus purpureus is the source of this 1849-nucleotide messenger RNA. NCBI's taxonomy places the organism in Eukaryota, Fungi, Ascomycota, Eurotiomycetes, Eurotiales, Aspergillaceae. The record is from the annotation of a GenBank genome assembly.
UACACAUUCACCAGGUCUAAUUGAGAUUUAGACACUCCAUCUCAGGAUAAGAGUUUCAUGCAGACAUUACUGAGACCCUGCUUCAAGAGGAAUUGGUCCAGUGGCAAUUCAGUAGCCAUGUCAUUGUCCAAAUUACAGGGAGUCAAACUCCCCGCCUCGGCCGAUUUUCAUGUCCAUCUCCGUGAUGGGCCGAUGAUGGAUCUUGUCGUGCCAACCAUUAGGCAAGGAGGGGUGAACACUGUCUAUGUCAUGGUAAGGAUCUGAUUGAUGAAGAUUAGAAAUUCGAAGAUUCGCAUAGCUCAGGUAAUUUAUAAUUUUUGCUCUUAUAAUAAUUAUAGCCAAAUCUGGUCCCGCCGAUUACCACUGUCGAGCAUGCUCUGGAGUAUAAAAAGCGUCUACAAGCCAUUGAACCGAAGGUGAACUAUCUCAUGUCCCUUUAUCUUCACGAAAAUGUGACUCCCGAGGUCAUAAUCGAUGCCAAGAAACAAGGUAUUGCCGGUGUCAAAAGCUACCCGGCUGGUGUGACCACGAAUUCCUCUUCUGGGGUUGUCGAUUAUUCCCAGUUCUAUCCUGUUUUCGAGGAAAUGGAACGUCAGGGUCUAGUUUUGAACCUCCACGGUGAAUGUCCCUCAAAAGGUGACAUUACAGUCAUGACCGCAGAAGAGCGGUUCCUGCCCAUCCUUUUCCAACUCCAUGAGCGCUUCCCUAAGCUUCGUAUCAUCCUAGAACACUGCACGACCGCUGCCGCAGUGGAAGCCGUUAAGAAGUGCGGGCCGACUGUCGCUGGCACGAUUACUGCUCACCAUCUGUCCAUCAUUAUCGACAAUUGGGCGGGAGACCCGUUCUGUUUCUGCAAGCCCGUUGCCAAGACGCCUGCAGACCGUGACGCGCUUCUGCUGGCAGCUGCUUCCGGCAAUCCAAAGUUCUUCUUCGGCUCCGACAGUGCACCCCAUCCUGCCAACUCCAAGCGCGGCGGUGACAAGAUCGCGGCAGGUGUAUUCACACAGCCAUAUGCAACCCAAAUCGUCGUCGACGCAUUCGAGCAGGCUUGCCAAAACGGCGUUUUGAACGCAGAAGACGUUACCCCAGAAAUUCUUGAGGGCUUUUUGAGCAAAUUUGGCCGAAAAUUUUACGGCCUGGAAGGGGAGCAGAAGGAGCAUAUCACUCUCGAAAGGAAGGGUGAAAAGAUCGCAAAUAUUCUCGAGUCACAAAGCUUGGACGUCGUUCCUUUCAGGAGGGACCAAGAGACUUGGACUGUCUCUUGGGUUUGAGCGUUCGUCGCAUAUUGUCAUGAAAGAUGCCACCAUUUUUCAAUUUUGAGUAAAAAGCUUAAGCUGUAUUUCUUACUCUGGCUUUUUGUCGCCUGCUGUAAGCAUGCCCGUCACAACCUCUAAUGCUUGAGCCUCCGCAGCAUCAAUCUUUCUACCUACCACAAGGUAGUUUCCAUCGCUGCCAACUGCCAAUUGCCCGGCACGCUCCAGAUGUAGUCUUAUUCUGCUCUCGAUAUAUUCCUUUCUCUCAUCCCUUUUGGAACUAACGUCCAUCUCAUCUGUUGAUUUGGGCAAUGUUUGCAAUUUCGGCCGGAGCUGCCUGAGCGUCGCCUGUAGCACAGGAAGCUGUGAUAAGAUGAACGUCGCGUUAGUCGUAAGGGGUGUAUGUUUCGCAUUAGAUCCCGCAGCGACGCCAACCCGUAACUGCUGCGCAGAAGGACUGGAGGUCAAAAACGACAAGUUAAGAUCACCGGUGCUAGUUUCUGACUUGACAUCUCCCUCUCCCUCUGCAGAUUUCGAAGCUUGAACAGCAGAUAUUAUAGACCUUAGUUGAGAUAUAACGGCUUCAUUCCGGGCGU